AUGCCGUCGAAAUUCGCCGCGAUGAGGCGCUCGGCGGCGGCUUCUGCCUCUGCUGCUGCCCCUGGCACUGCAAUGGCUCGCACUUUGCGUAUGGCACGUCAAUCCGGCAGUCUGAACUUGUCCUCGCGCGACUUGGUAUCGUUUCCUGACGAAGUCUUCCGUCUCUACGAGCAACUGGACGACGACGAACGCAGUUGGGAGUGCGCUGUUCUCCGUAAAUUGGACCUGAGCUACAAUGACAUUGUAGAGAUCCCGAGUCAAGUAGAGACGCUUAAGUACCUCGUGAACUUCAAGAUGCGUCACAAUCACUUGCGUCAAGUGCCAUUGUCGUUGUGGAAUGUGGAAACGCUUACGCUGCUCGACCUCAGCAACAAUGACUUAGGCGGGUGUUUGCCGGAAGACUUGGGCAAGUUGUACAAGCUGAGAGAGCUAGGACUGGAAGGGAACAAGUUGACGCACUUGCCUGAAUCUCUUGGCGCCCUGAUUCACUUGGAGGUGUUACGGGUGGAGAGCAACCAUUUGACGAUGCUGCCUUCGACAAUAGGUUAUCUUCGAAGUUUGAAAUCGUUCUCGGCGUACUCAAAUCAGAUUACGGAGCUGCCAUUAUCAUUUGGCGAGCUCACGAACUUGCAGACGGUGGAUUUGAAGAAGAACUGCUUGGUUACUACGCAUGACGCUUUUCGUAAGCUGGUAUCGAUCAAGUACAUCGAUCUGCGUCAGAAUAAGCUGACGGUGUUCCCGAUGCUUCCAGAGGACAGUGUGUGCUUAGAUCAGCUGUUCCUAGGCUUUAACAUGCUGCGCGAAAUUCCAGAGCACGUCGUUUCGAGUGUGAUGGAGUCGCUCACGGUGCUUGAUGUGAGUGACAACAAGCUGCAGCAGUUGUCGGAUGGCAUUCCUCGGUUGUACCGCCUGAAGACACUAGAUGUCAGCAAUAAUGAUUUGCACGAUUUACCAGCAGGACUAGGCUACCUGAAGUAUCUCGACCAUCUGCUUGUUGAGGGCAACCCUCUGCGCUCGAUUCGACGGUCCGUCAUUUCAUCAGGUACUGAGCCGCUCAAGAAGUACUUGCGCACUCGGGGUGGACCGCCGGUAGGGGUUGACGCUAUCGAGGAGGAGGUGGACGAGUUUACCAUGAGACAGAGGGAAGCAAAGCAGGAUGAGCCCAUGCCUGAAGAAGCACCCCAUGAAGACGAGUAUCUAUUCCGAGAAGCCGCCGCAUCGGGGAAAUUACAGCUCGUCGAUAUGCGACUACAGCACCUGCCGACGCAACUUCACGUCGCAGGAAAGUAUCGAUUUAAUGAAUCUCUACAGCAGCUGGAUCUUUCCAAGAACUGGCUACAGGAGCUUCCUGCAGCGAUUGGUGACCUGACAUCCCUUCAUACACUCACUGCUGUGCAAUGUGGAUUGAAGUCAGUUCACUCUUCCAUCGCGAUGCUGCCGAGUCUGAAACAUUUGCGACUCAGCAAAAACUCGCUAACGACAGACGCUGUGAAUACUAUUCUCGCCUCGGAUACUCAUGGUGUAUGCCUGUCCCUUACAGAGCUGGACCUCCGCAACAACAUGUUGACGGACAUCCCGCAGAACUUGCAACAUCUGAAGUCUAUCGACACUCUCGUACUCUCUUUCAACCGUCUGCGAGUGUUAGACGGGUUUCCAUGGUCUACAAUGCGCCAUCUAUCUGUGCUAAGCAUUGCUGACAAUCGGUUGGAGUCGUGCGGGACCGUUUACCAAGUGCCGAAAUUGACAUCGCUUUCUCUGGAGAACAACGAGUUGCGUCAGAUUCCGGCAGAGCUUGCACUUUGCGAAAGUCUUCGCGCCCUCUACCUCGCUGGUAACCCGCAGCGAGGGAUCCGAGCUCACGUUUUGAACAGCGGCACUGAAGCCGUAUUGAAGUAUCUGCGUAGCCGGCUUCCUCCCGACGCCUCACCGCUCACUGUAAGUCAGGGGCCAGAGCACUCUGCCGGUACUGCAAAAAGUCCGAACUGUGUCAACCGGGGCGACGAACGAGUUGUUGAUCCACCUGUAGUCGCACCUACACCAAACGCGGUUAAGCCAAAGCGACUCUGCGUAGAUCUGUCAACGUCAUCGCCUCGACCACUGAGCCCAGCAACCCCAAGCACUGGCGUACGAUCGUUGAAGCCGGCAACUGCGUCAGCACCUGUUGAAGCCGCAGCUGAAAUACUGGUUUCUUCCGCCGCUGACGAAGUCCUGGCUGAGCUGGACGUUAAAAUCCAGAACCUAGAGCAGCAGCUGGACGAUUUUGCUGUCACAGCCGCGAAACGCUUUGCCUUGAAGAAGGACUUAGCCAUGACACGAUCGCUGAAGAUUCGUCAUAUGCGCAUGAUUGGUCAGAAGUCCUGA
This is a messenger RNA of Peronospora matthiolae, 2361 nucleotides long. The record is from the annotation of a GenBank genome assembly. Lineage: Eukaryota; Oomycota; Peronosporomycetes; Peronosporales; Peronosporaceae.